AAAAACAAAACAACUUAUAUUGUAUGGAAUUUUAGCAUUUACAUUUAUUUGUAACGUUCGUCUAUAAAAUACAGUGGACUUUAUUCUUUUAAAGCAAAACAAUAAAGUAAGCGAUGCGGAUCCGGCUGGCGUAUAGCAAGUACGUAACUAAGUUUAAACACAAAAUACAUAAAUGCGAGCCUUAACAACGCACCCGGAAGUAAUUCUAAAUAGUGAAGAAAAAUAAUGUAGAAAAUUAUGUUUUAAGUGGUUGGAUAGCGAAAUUUGUAACGUGUAAUAUAAAACAGAUGUAGAUUGUUCAAGUACAAUAAAUCUAAAAAAAAAAUAAUAAGAAAAUGAAUACAACAGGGAUGGAAACUUCUACAGAUUCGGAAUCAAGUCCAGAGUAUAUGUUUAUAGGUCGGGAUAACGAUUUCGCUGUGUUAAAUGAGAAGUGGUCUUCGUGUAGGAUAUUUGGAAUAUUUGGUUUACGUGCAGUAGGCAAAUCAAGAUUCGUGAGAGAGUUUAUCAGACGGAAACAUAUUGAUGUGUUACCCGUUCAUCUAGACACGGUGAACGAUGCCCGUUCUCUUUAUUCUGUCCUAUGUGCUUCACUUAAUACAGAACCUGAGAUUCAAACUGUAUCAUCAAUAAGAUGGAUGAAACAUGUAACGGACGAGCUCAAAAAGAAUUCAAAUGACAGACAAUUGGCCGUUUUCUUUGACAACGCGGAGGAUACCAUUGAAAGUUCAUUUAAGGACAAUCUUUUGUCAUUGAUUGUUGCUGUAGCCAAACAAUGCCCACGAGUGAAGAUCUUUGUAACUUCUACUACAAGAAUUCAGUUUAGUCAACUUAGCAAGGUUUAUUGCUUGCAUGAAUUAAAACCAAUGAGGUACACGGAAUCUAGAAUUAUGUUACAUAAUAUUGCCCCUGAUAUUGACCUUGGUACAUGUGAAGAUGUUAUAAUAGACCUUAGUGAAGGACUUCCUUUGUUGAUAUUAAUGAUUGGUGCAGAGCUGAAAAUUAAUUUGAUAUCUCCAGAACAAAUGGUUGACCUUUUGUUGCUCAGCAGACUCGAAACCCUCAGCAAGGAACACUACCCGGUUGAAGAUAGAGUAGCUGAUGUUUACAGAAGCUUUAUUCAGCGUUUAUCGACUGUAUAUCAGCAGUACUUGUCCAGUCUUAACUAUAUACCUGGGUCGUUUAAUGCAGAAGAAGUCAGUGGACUUUUAGAUUUUGGAAGUGUAGCAAUAGCAAAGCAACAAGGAUUAAAGCAAAUACUUAUCAGAAACGUGAUUAACUAUGACACGUCAUCCCAGCGUUUCAACAUUCAGGGAAUACUUCGAGAGGUGAUCAAUGCAAACUUUGUUAUCAAAGAUUUGCCAGCUAUAAGGAUGAGAUAUUGUAAAGUGUUCACUAAAGUUAUGAAAGAUAUCGCCAAGAAAAUGCCUACAGAUGAAUAUACACGAGCACGGUCAAUAUUUGUUGAUGAACAAGCAAACUUACGGAAACUUCUAUACGAAGUCAACAAUAUCAAACAAGAAACAUCUACAUACCCAUUCUUUAUCGAAAUGGCGUCAUCUUGUACUGAGCUCAUCGAAAUAUUUAUGCCAAGUGAAAGUGAACAAUUUUACAAUGGCUGCCUAAGAUUAGCGGAUAGAUAUGGAAAGGACGUUGACAAGGCUGCCGUAUUGAUAGCUGUUGGAACCAUGGAAACUUACACAAAGGGCGACCUUCACACCGGUAUAAUGAAGUACAAAUCGGCGUUAGAUAUCAUUGAAGAUAAAGGAGAACGUAUGCAACUAUAG
This is a messenger RNA of Ruditapes philippinarum (Manila clam), 1787 nucleotides long. RefSeq lists its product as uncharacterized. The transcript has 6 exons. Lineage: Eukaryota; Metazoa; Mollusca; Bivalvia; Venerida; Veneridae. The record is from RefSeq and is a predicted model, not a curated record. Bases 336 to 1787 code for a protein of 483 amino acids.